This is a messenger RNA of Gracilinanus agilis (Agile Gracile Mouse Opossum), 4187 nucleotides long. It is a transcript of the gene FBXO33, whose product is annotated as F-box protein 33. Gene Ontology annotation, cellular component: SCF ubiquitin ligase complex. The transcript has 4 exons. Gene Ontology annotation, biological process: SCF-dependent proteasomal ubiquitin-dependent protein catabolic process; positive regulation of protein ubiquitination. Gene Ontology annotation, molecular function: protein binding. The record is from RefSeq and is a predicted model, not a curated record. The coding region runs from base 1 to 1680 and encodes 559 amino acids. Lineage: Eukaryota; Metazoa; Chordata; Mammalia; Didelphimorphia; Didelphidae.
AUGUUGUUGUUCUUGUCAGUGCCGCAGCCGCGACAGCAGCUGGGAGCCCGAGCCCGAGCCGCCUGGGCAGCGCGGCGGCGGCGGCGGAGGCGGGAGAAGGAGGAUCCGGGUGCCGGCGGUCGGCGGCGGGUCUGGAUGGCUCUGUGUGGGCAAGCGGCGGGCGCUUCGUCGCUGCCCAGCGAGCUCAUCGUGCACAUCUUCUCCUUCCUGCCGGCGCCCGACAGGCUGCGGGCCUCGGCCUCCUGCUCGCACUGGCGCGAGUGCCUCUUCUACCCGGCGCUCUGGCCCCAGCUCCGCCUCAGCCUCCGCGUCUCGCCGGCCGAGCGUCCCCGCCUCGACUUCCUUAUGCGCAAGUGCGGCUGGUUCGUGCGGGAGCUGCGCGUCGAGUUCGCCGCGGAGAAUUACCUGAGCAGCAGCGGCGGGGGAGCUGCUGGAGGCGGCGGCGGCGGCGGCGGCGGCGGCGGUGGCGGUGGCGGCGCGGGGAGCGGCCCGGAGACGAGAGCUGGAGGAGAGGAGGCUGAGGCUCUGCAGCUCUCCACCCGCUGGCUGGAUGUGCUGCGCACCUACCUGGAACUAGUGCUGUGCGUCCUGAGCAGCAUCCGGAACAACAGGAACCUCCAGAAGUUUAGUCUUUUUGGAGACAUAAGUAUUCUGCAACAGCAAGGAAGUUUAUCAAAUAUAUACCUCAGCAAGGUGGACCCAGAUGGCAAAAAAAUUAAGCAAAUUCAGCAGCUGUUUGAAGAAAUUUUGGGUAAUAGCAGGCAACUGAAAUGGCUGUCUUGUGGGUUUAUGUUGGAAAUAGUAACCCCCACAUCACUGUCAUCUCUCUCAAACCCUAUUGCCAACACCAUGGAACACCUGAGUUUACUGGAUAACAACAUCACUGGUAACACCACUCUUAUCACCGCAGUUGAAUUGGAGCGCUUUGUGAAUCUGCGCUCACUCGCCUUGGAUUUCUGUGAUUUUACAGCUGACAUGGCAAGAGUCUUGGCUGAUAACAACCAUGUGCCUUUGCAUCGACUGUCUCUCAUAGUACAUAAUAUUUCUCUGAUGAACAAGUCUCUGGACAACAUGCCAGAAGAUGAAAAUUGGAAGGCCCUAACACGAAACAGCACUAGCCUUCGGGUUUAUAUAAUGGCUUUUGAUAUCAAGAGUGAUGACAUGCUUAAGAUUCUUAAACCCAGUAUACCACUAGAGAGGAUUCAUUUUGAUAGCUACAUCACUUGUGUUUCAGGGGCUGUUGUUGACCUCAUAUCCAGGCAGUAUGACAAGUUCCUCACUCAUUUUAUAUUAAUGAAUGAUGUGAUAGAUACAUCUGGUUUUCCAGAUCUUAGUGACAACAGGAAUGAAGAUCCUUUGGUUUUAUUAGCAUGGAGGUGCACAAGGCUCUCCCUUUUGGCAGUUCAUGGUUACACAGUAUGGGCUCACAACCUCAUUGCCAUUGCUCGUCUUCGUGGCUCUGACCUUAAAGUACUUGAAGUCACCGAGGAAAGCAUCGAUUUUGAUCAAGGUGAACUGGCUGAUCAGGAUGUGGAUCCCGUGCAUAACCUUAUUGAGCAGGUAUCGCUAGGCCUGGGCCGACCGUGGCAUGCCGUUAUGGACAUCGAAUCCCUCAGUGUCUUCACUGAACCAAAUCGUCAUUUUUAUAGAGAAAUGCAAAGCUUCAGCGAAGGCGUCUAGCUUUUUUUAUUUACAAUUCCUGUGGUUACAUAUGCAAGUAGGGUCUUAUUAUGUUUUUCAGUAGUGUGAAUUAACCCCUUUGUGCUGUGUUUAAUCAGUAUUAGCUAUAUAAAAUUAUAUAUGUAUAUUCUACUUCUUGAUCAAAGAACGUAGUCGGGUAUUGGUUUAGAAGUUGAAAGUGGCAAUAUGUAGGGCUUUCACGGUUAAUGGACUUGUCUACAAAACCUUAAAGAGAUUCAACCAAGGGUUGUCUGAGGUUGCUGGCUAACUUUAUUUUUCACUGAAUGACUCUGCAUUUUCACUAUGGUUUUUUUUUUUUUCCUAUUGUGAGUCAGACUUCUGUGCUCUGGAGCCAAAUUUUUUUUAUACGCAUAUAUAGUUUAUAUCCAUGGCCUGGUGGGUUUGUAUGCAAUGCAUUGUAGUCAUGCAUUUUGAUAGCAUGUCAUUGAUUUUUUUUUUUUUUUUAAUUUUAAAGGGGAAGAAAAGAUAACUUGAUCAGAAAUAAGUUCCCUUUAGCAGAAAAGCAAAAGCUUUAAUUUGCAUCACACGUAAUAGUUGAUAUUAGCCAUUGCCAUUCUAAUUUUUUGUAAUGUGAAACCUUAAGCUAAACACCCAUUUGUCUUUUUUUUUUAAGCUACUUGCAUAGACAAGAAAACUCAAAUCGUUGGAUUUUUUUUUCCUUUGCUCUUUUUGGUUUGGUUCAAUUUGCUUUUCAUCCAAUUACAUUAUUCGUUUAAGGUAAAAGUUAGCUUUUAGCCCAGAUUUCAAAUAGUAGGUGGAAAAGGAAUAUACAAUCAAAAACUCUUUAAAGGAAAAAUCACAACAGAUAUAAACACAUAUGCUUGCAAACAAACAUUGGCCGUGAAAUCCCUCACAAGUCACUGGAUUUUUCUCUGUCAGCGCCUGUGUCAGCUGCCAAAGAAUAGCUUAAAAACGAAGAAGUGCCCACAUGCUGGCAGGGGUGGGCCGACUCGGCCAGCCAAAUACUGCUAGAUUGUAAUAUAUAAGGUCGAAUUUCGACCUGUGGUACACAGCUGUGCUGUGGCUCAGUCAGCAACCUCAGAACUCUUAACAUGCACCUGUUUCACUGUGAAUAGUGAAUGUAAAGUAAGGCAAGGAAAAACGUAAAGCUUGUUCUAUCAGAGGUAUGAGCUGCUAUGAUGCAUGAAGAACAUUCCAUGAAGUAUGUUUUAAAAUCUUGUUAUAUCUGAGAGGCUUUAAAAGCCGAUUUAACUGUUUCAGGGCAACCGCGGUACAGACGUGGUCUCUGUGAGACUUCCACCUGACCCAAGUUUUAAGUGGUACGAAUGUUGUGCAUUUAAUGUUAAAGGACAGUCUUCAAUAAUAAAGUAAGUGGCCAAUGUGGGUGCCCAGCAGUGCUGAGACCUGGCUGCUCUAUUGUAAGCUUUGGAAAACACAAUUUAUGCAACAGAUGUCCAGAUAUGAUUCUAUUUAUGGAAAAUUUAUAUGUGUUUUGCAAAUAGUUUUACCAUCUUAUAUUAAAAUGACCUUUUGACAGGUGUGCGCUGUUUUGUCUCCAGUGAGCACAUACCAUGCGGAUUUUAUAUGUACAUCAGUAGAGUGAAUCCACUGGCACAGUGUGUGUAUAUGCCAGAUGUGGUGAGAUUUUAUCUGAUAAAUGUGAUCAAAUUAAAAAAUAACUCCUGACAGAAACUGUAAGGAAACCAGCUGAAUGUUUGACCUGAUGACUGAUGUUGUAUGGUUUAUGUUAAAUGUAUAUUCUUUUAAUCAAUGAAUAAAGUAUUAAAAAUUUAUCAUUGUAAAACAUUUUAUUGUAUUAGCAUGAGAACAGUUAGUGUUAAAUUGCAACAAUACUUCAUAAAUUGUGUAUAUUCCUCUUUUAGCUCACAUUGUAUUUUGAUGCAACAAAGCCUAAAUUCUGAAAUUCAUCAUAAGUGGUCUUUCUGUUAGGCUAGUUGUUUUUGUAAUUUUUUUUUUAGAAAAUCAAAACUAGCAAAAUUCAGAGAUGAAUUGCAAAAGAUUAAAACUGCUUAGCAGAAACCCUAGUGUAUUACGCAUUUGAUAUAUGCCUUAUUGAUGCAGUAAAACUUAAAUUGUAGAGUAUAGUAAUCUUGAUUUUUUUAAGACAUUCUUGCACUUAUAGCAUAUUCUGGUUUCAAAAACAAUGUGCUUCAGAGAAAUGUAUAGUAUUCUUAUCAGUGUCCCACUAUUAAAUAGAUUAUAAACACCUAUAUUGCUUCAGUUUGACAUUUUAUGUUCUUGGUUGUUAAAAUAAAGGGAAAAAGGGCAUUUAUGGUAGAACCACUACCUUUUAGAAAAACUGACAAACAUAAGUAGCUGUCAUAAUUGUUAUUAUUUAUUUGUUUUCAGAAAACAUCUAAUCUUAUUUAAUAAAAUGAUGUGGUAGAUAGGUGUGUAUAAAAUGUUGGUCGCAAAUACUAAAAUAGUCACUAGAAAUCAUGAUGAUAAAAAUGUUCUUUAAUAUAUACUCUUUAUCUGUCCUAAACUCUUAACAGUAUAGCCUU